AUGUCUUCCCCAAGGUCCUGUGCUCAGUCUUCUUCAGCUUCAAUUCCUCCCGAUUACAUCACUGGGAGCGGGAUUGAUGCCCACGCGAUAGAGGUCAGGAGCAAGCUUCACCCUUUUGCUCAAAAGAAUCUGGACGAGAAUGUUCUUCACUUGUUUGAGAACACCCUGGUACUUGGGCCUCACUGGUUUGGCCCUGUUCCGGCUGAGGUGGCGGAAUUGCUGAAAAAGGAUGCUGAGGCACUUUUGUGUUUUGAAAGCGCUUCUGCCCUAGCUUCUUAUUCUUGGGUUAGCAAGAAUUUGAGUCGAUCUUUCCCGUCCAGCGAGGUGAGGAACAGUCCCGUCAAAUGGGCAGACUGGAUUGACAGACUUCUCCAGAGAUAUGGGGGUCACUGGAGGAGAGCUGGGAUUUAUGACGCCAUUCUUCUGUCCAAGCAGUCGAUUAACAGAGAUGAGAACCUACUUGCUGCUGCCCUGUGUUUUUGGAAUUCUGCUAGCAACACAUUUGAUUUCCGUGUGGGUCCCAUGGCUCCAACUCUGCUGGAUAUGGCUCAGAUUUUUGGGUUUAGGCCCCAUGGCAGACCUGUUGAUGCUGUUGGGGAUUAUCACAGGCGAAAGAACCAAGAGAAAGUGGCUACCCCCUUCACUGUCUCCCCAGCCACGAUCAACCAGAACUGUUCUUUCUCCAAUUAUCUGAAGAGAUUCAGUGCUGAGAAGGACAGAGAUCAGCAACAUAUGUUGUUCCUUCUGUAUUGGCUGAACCGAUUUGUCUUCCCCAAUCGGUCUUCGGCAGUUCUGCUUGAGUAUAGACAUCUGGCAGAAGCUCUUCACAAUCACACUGAUGUGGGGCUUGGACCAACAGUUCUGGCCCACCUUUUCAAGAAUCUGCAUACUGCCACUCUGGAAAAUCCGCUGAACCUGUCUGCCCCUGGCGCAUUCUGGAUGAUCCAGAUCUGGCUGUAG
Prunus persica (peach) is the source of this 960-nucleotide messenger RNA. RefSeq lists its product as uncharacterized. The record is from RefSeq and is a predicted model, not a curated record. Bases 1 to 960 code for a protein of 319 amino acids. Lineage: Eukaryota; Viridiplantae; Streptophyta; Magnoliopsida; Rosales; Rosaceae. The transcript has a single exon. Gene Ontology annotation, biological process: meristem maintenance; meristem development.